UCGCUACUGCGCAUGUGUGCGAGGAUUCCACGAUUCGGAGCAUUUUGGUUAUGGUGGAGGCAUGAUGCAAAUAUAAUUAUAUAUUAUACAUUAUGAUAUUAUAUAUUUACAAUUUACAUUAUGGUCUAGUGUUCUAUAGCCUAUCAGCUGAUGCUGAGAAGAAUUGACAGCUCCUUUUUAUAAGACAAAAAAUAUAUUGUAAUUUAUAUAUCAGACCAUAUUCAUAAAACCUAUAGUUCUUGAUAUUUGACAUUUGUAUCAAAUUUCUCAUAUAUCAAAUAUGACAUCGUUCGUAGCAGAUGUGCUGACUACAGCAGGAAAACUUGAAAUGGUAAAUUUUCAAAAAAAUAUUGCCGAAAUACAGAAACAAAUAACAAAAUUAGAAUAUGAAGUUAAAGAUUUUAUGGAUGACGAUUCUUUUGAAUUCAAUGCAAAAUUGAAAAGAGAUGUGUAUUUAGUAAAAAGGAUUGAGAUGCUAUUGCAAGAGAUGGACAUUUUGCAAAGCAGGAUAAAUAAUCAGGUCAAAAUAGAAUUACCUGGUUUGAUAAAAGAAUUGAAAACUCUCUCUCAAAAAUUAAAAGAGUCUAACAUUAGUUUGAAAUUAUCCCAUCAGUUGAUAAACUUACACGAAUAUAUAAAAUCUAUAAAAGAGAUGCAAGAAGAAAAACGAUAUAUUGAUACUGCAAAGACUCUAUCGCAAAUGCAAUCUUUAUUGGAUAAUCCUCAUAGUUUUCUGCAAGAUCUUGAAAUAUAUGCGACCAUCAAAGAUGAAUAUUGCAAUCUCUUCCGCUUGUAUUCGAUAGAAGUGUCCAGACUCUUACAUGAUUGCAUUUGUUGGAAUAAUGACAUGAAAGAUGGCAAAAUGGUUACUUCUCUUAUUAUUAAAAGUGAAUAUGAUAAUAUACAGGAACUAAUACAAGGAUUGUAUAUCAUUAAUAAUCUUGAAAACUUCUUGCAAACAUUUUUAAUGAAUUUAAUAAAUCAUAUAAUUAAUCCUAUCAUUCAUGAUCACUGUUCAGUGUAUGUUAUCGAAGAGAAAGUUUUUACCAUCGAAAUAUUGGAGAAAAAAAAGAUGCCAUGUUUUAAAAGUGUACUGUGCAAUUUAAAGUUGCUCUUUAAAUUUCUUCAUCAACACCUAAAUCUGACAAUUAUGGAUAACGAAACUUUUCUGAAAAGAAUGCAACCACAUCUACUGAAGCAAUUAUCACAUUCUUUAACAACAGAUUGUAUCUCAUACAUCAUUCCAACUUCUAAUGCAAAUCUAAAGAAUUUUGAGCCUGUUGUAGAAGCAAUUAAUGAAUUUCAAGAUUACUUAGUACAAAUUGAAUUUCUUUCUAAAGAUCAGCUCUUUUUAUCAGAAUACACAAACAAUAUUGACAAACUUUUUAUCGAUAGAAUGUGUCAAGAAUUAUUAGUCAAAGGUAGAAAUAUAAUGAAGAAAGACCUACAUGAUUCUGUUCGAUAUGAGCCACAGGAAUCACCUAUGCUUAUGGAUAAAACAUUCGAAAAUAAUUAUAUAUUGAAUGAAAAAACGUUAAGAGAUAUGUCGUUUCAUUUACCAAAGUGUCAAAUCAGCAAAAGUGCACAAGAAAUACUGGAAUUAACAAGGAAAGCAUUAAAAGAGGCUUGCAAUAGUUCAGAUGCGUGCGCAGUUAGAUUAUUUUAUACAUGCAGAAAUAUAUUUGAAAUGUAUGUUGGUUUAGUGCCAGAACAUCAUAAAAAAUUUUUAGAAACAAUACCACAGCAAGUUGCUCUAUUUCAUAAUAAUUGUAUGUAUCUUGCUCAUCAUCUACUUACUUUGGCACACGAAUAUAGAGACAAAGUCCCAAAAAAUCUACACAAAUUGAAUUUAACAUUCUCGGAUCAAGUCACAAUAUUCCGAGAAGUAGGUUCGCAGUAUUUUUUAGAACACAUGAAAUAUCAAAAAAAUAUAAUCUUUGACAUCAUCAAGGACUCAGGUUUUUCGGGAUUGGGGCAAACAUCUGAGUUACAUCCUAGUACUGAACGUGCAUUAAGACAAUGCAUCAGACAAUUGGAAUUAUUGAAGACUGUUUGGAUAGAAGUAUUACCUAUAAAUAUAUAUUGCAAAGCUGUUGGAUGUAUAACGAAUUCUAUGAUUGACGAUUUGGUGACAAAGGUUAUAACUGUUGAAGAUAUUCCAGCUGAUGUAGCGACAGAAUUGGUAAUUUUAUUCAAUAUGGUUGUAAAACGAACACCACAGAUAUUUCCUGAUCAACAAAUACAACAGCACGUACAAAAAUGGGAGAAAUUUUUGGAACUGAUUAAGAUACUUGGUGCAUCAUUGAAAGAAAUCGAAAUUAGAUGGGGAAAUGGGAAAGGAAUAUUGGCACAGGAGUUCACUGCUCCACAAGUUAAACAACUGAUUCGAGCGUUAUUUCAGAAUACUGAUCGAAGAUCUAAUCUUUUAGCUUCUAUAAGAUAAAAUAAAUAUCGAACAUAUAAAAAAUUGAAAUAUAUAA
Messenger RNA from Nylanderia fulva, 2480 nucleotides. It is a transcript of the gene Zw10, whose product is annotated as Zeste-white 10 kinetochore protein. Gene Ontology annotation, biological process: endoplasmic reticulum to Golgi vesicle-mediated transport; mitotic spindle assembly checkpoint signaling. The record is from RefSeq and is a predicted model, not a curated record. Gene Ontology annotation, cellular component: RZZ complex. Lineage: Eukaryota; Metazoa; Arthropoda; Insecta; Hymenoptera; Formicidae.